This is a messenger RNA of Cuscuta epithymum, 3150 nucleotides long. The record is from the annotation of a GenBank genome assembly. Lineage: Eukaryota; Viridiplantae; Streptophyta; Magnoliopsida; Solanales; Convolvulaceae.
UGCUGAUGAAGAAAUGGCCCUCGCACUCCAAGUAGCUGAGGAAGAAGAAGAGAGGGAACGACAGGAGGUGACGGUCGCCGUCUUGCCCCUCCGUGGAUCCGGGGAGGCGAGUACCUCCCGGCCUCUAGAUCCAGAACCCCUCAGCGUUGCCGUGGGAAAGAAAAGGAAGAAGACGAAGGUUCCCAAGAAAGGCAAGCAAACCGUCGUGGAUUGCGGGAAACCCGUGGGGAUACCCGAGGGCACUCGUGGCUGAAUACCGCUGCCCUUGCGCUGAAGUCGAGGGCUGAUCGAGCCGAAUGCUACGUGACCCAGCUGCAUGUGGGGCCUUCGGCUGCCGUGAUUGAACCGGGACCCAAUGAUCUCCUGUUGCAAGCUCCGGAGGGUUGCUUUGCAGUCCAUGUCCUAUCGGUUGCCAUGGGCCUCCGGUUCCCGCUGCAUCCUUUUCUCCUCGAAUACCUGAGGUACGUGGGUUUAGCCCCCUGCCAGCUAACCCCAAACAGCCAUUCCUACAUAACUGGCUUCCUGCAGCUGUGUCGAUCCCGAGGGGUAACCGCGACCCUCGAUCUUUUCUUUCAAAGUUUCAACUUGUGCCGGGGGGGCAUACCAAUUCUGAGGGGUUCGCAAACCUGCAGCAGCUCGCCCCCUGGAGGCUUUUCGACGAUGUGCCCUCGUCUCACAAGGGAUGGAAAGACCGAUUCUGCUAUAUCAAGAUGGCGGAAAAUCCGUUCCCGAGGGAACUGCGCAACCACUUCCGGCGGCACCCGAAGGUGGGAAGCGCCGCGCUUCAGAGGGAGGGGAAGAAGAUUGCUGCUUUGCUGCCGGGGGCCACAAAGCAUGUGACAGUCAAGGACUCCACUCUCCCGGAAGACUUGCUGGCCCUAGGCUUCCGUCGGUACCGUGUUUUGGGCGAGAAGGAUGACCAAUACCCAGUCCUCGAGAGAGCCUUCGGUGGCAAUGGAGGUAUCAGCAUGGAUGUCUCCAACUUUGCCGCGUUGAAGAAGAAGCUGGCCAAGGAGCCGAAGAAGAAGAAAGAGGCGGGGGGCCAGAAACCCGUCGAUGAUUUCUUCCAGAAGGAUGGGGCAUCUCAGGUCCCGGAGGGGGAGGGACCCUCCAAAGCAGUUGAUACCGGUGCUGGUGCCGGGGGCUCCAAGGGGGAGGAGCUUAAGAGAAAGAACUCCGGGAAGGGUAUCGCCCCCCGGAGAACAAGAAGCAGAAGAAGGGGGCCUCCGGGAGGAAGGAUGCCCCCAUUGUGAUAGUUGAGGAGCAGCCCUCCUCGAAUCCUUCCGCGACCACCCCUCCUCGGUCUCCUCCAUCCCCCAUAGACGAGGGGGUCCGCCCGGCGGAGAUCAUCCAGUUCCCCGUCAAGUCGGGGACUUCAGUUAUGCACGACACCCUUCACCCCGUCGGCUUCAUGAGGGGGGUGAUGGCACCGAAGGAUAGGUCAGUGCUGGCCCGCCUCGGGGAUGACAUCCUCGAUUAUAAAGUCGCCAGCUACAGCACCAUGGCUGCCCUGGCUGCUUCCGAGCAGGCCCGAAUGGUCGAGCAGCUGAGGAUCGCCAAGUGCCAGGCGGACGAGGCUCUGAAGAAAGCCGAUGAGGAGAGGGUUUCCCUCCGGCAGAGGAUUGCUGAUGCGGAGACAGCCCUUCGUCUGGAGAAGGAGGCCAUGGAGCAGAGGCUAAAAGAUGCCGAGGCUAAAGGGAAAGCUGCUGCUGAAGAAGCCGCCGCUGUUGCUGCCAAGGCUACUGCCGAGGCCGCCGAGAUAGAAAAGACCGAGGCGGUAGCCGAUGCUGGGAAGAAAGCAAUUGAAUCUUUCCUCGCCGAGGGCUGGACGGCGGCGGACCACGAGGGGUGGGUGACCUCCGUGGUGGAGCAGAAGGUGGACUCCUGGGUGAGAGGCCCCGGUGCUGAAUGGCUUGCCCGGAAGGGUAAGGACUAUUAUGAUGGUGGCGAGUUUUUCACCCAAAACCUCGUCUACCGGAGGUUAGCCAGGCACCUCAAGAUAGAGCCGAAGAAAUUUGGCCCAUCGGCAUAUGGCCUCCCCCCGCUGCAGCCAGACGUAAGAGUUCCCCUCCCCAAGGGAGAAGAGAGGCCGGACCUAGAGGAUUCCGAGCUGAUGGGCGAAGGCAGUGGCGAAGAAGUCGAGGAUGAUGCUGCUUCCAAGCCGAAGGGUGAUGCGGGUCAAGAAGCCUGAACUUGAAGUUUUCUACAUUCCGAUUUUUGUAAUAGUCCGUAGGUUCCGGCUUCGGCCAUGUACACAGAAACUUGUUUUGUACUUUGAUACUUCCUGAUGAAUGAAUGUGAUGUGCCUUCGGGCUUCUGUGGUAUGUUCCUUUGAUUUUAAUGAAUGUAUGCCCUCGUUUCUUUCUGAUUGUUUAUGAAUGCUUUUCUUCACUUGGAUGAAUGUGUUUUUCCUUCUUUUGUCUGGCUUCCGGCCGCAAUUUUGUGGACUUAGAAAAUCUUUCUAAGCGUAACUCCUUGCUAUCCUCCGGCCAUAGUGCAGUAUCACCGGGGGGUCGUUGUUGUGGACUUAGAAGGUUUUUCCAAGUAAAUCUUGAUUAGAACCCUUCUGAUGUACUGUAGAAUCGCCGGAGGCUCGUGAUUGUGGACUUAGAAAAAUUUCCUAAGUAAAAUUCCAUUGCAUGUCCUCGGUGAUGAACCAUUGGAAUUGCCCCCGGGUUGUAGCAACAGGACCGAGGGAUAAAAUGACUUAGGCUUAGCAAUUUUAUCAGGUGAAAUUGCAUCUUAUGCCCCCGGAAAUGCUGAGCCUUCGAUUAGUAGUGCACCGCGAGGUCAUUGCCAAGUAGUUUAGGGGGCCAUCGGCCGUUAGGGCAUCCCGGUUUUCUCCUGAAGGGUUCCACAAUUGUGGACUUAGCCAAAUUUCCACAAAGCUUCAAUAGGUGCUGCAGUGAACCUCCGAGCGUGAGGAUUGUCUGAGCCCCCGUUGUGUACAGUCUAGCCGAGGGGACCCAAGCUCGUUGGCUUGGUGAAAUCCAGAGUGUAAAUAUUGUGAGCAUCCUUCGGCUUGAUGAGUGUCCUCCAACGGGUGCUAAUAUGUAGACUUAGAAAUUUUCUCAUUGUUAAAUGAGUCGGGUGACAUUCUGCCUUUGGCAUGAAGCCUCUGGUUUGUGUAGAUAUAGUUUUAGCUUGCCC